AUAGCUCUUUUAUUGCGUGCGGUGAAAUAUCCGAAUCGCUGUCUACGUGUUCUUGAAAUGUACAGCCUGUACAUAGUCUGGUGAAGAGAGAUCUGCCAGAACUUGCCAGAACUGCACAGUCAGAGGACGAUGCUAUAUCUGGUAGUGCUUACGUAACCCGUUUUACCGCCAUAAAAUUCGUUUUCCAAGGGAUUCGCUUCUUCGUCUUUCACCACCAUCCUCUUCCUUACGUUCACGAUGCCAGUACCAGAACUUUCACUAUCAGUUCCCCCGUCUGCACAAUGUACACCUCCAGAGCUUAGCCCAUCAUCGAGCCCGACGAGCGCAAAUCGAACGAACACGCUGGUUGUCGCCUCCCUUCCACCGCCGUUCUUCGAUGCUCUUGUCUUGAAUGCACUCAGAGAUCAUUUUACUUCAUUCGGGCAAUUACAUACAUGGGCACCGCUACGGUCAUUCGCCAGAAUUCUACUGGUAUAUUACUCGGAACAUGACGCCGAAAUUGCUAAACAAAGCUGUGAUAGCCUCGUCGUUGGACCUUUGCCUGGCAUUGCAGAAGUUACGAUCAGAGUAUAUCGGGCAGAUCCCACGCCAGUAUCGCCUGGUGGAUCAAAUUAUCUACGACCACCCGAGAUCGAGAAGAAUUUCUUAAUUUCGCCACCAGGUUCACCACCCGUAGGCUGGGAACCUAUUCGUGAAGAGCCACCUAACGGUACACCACUUGCCGCCGAUCUCGCUGUUGCAUUGCGGAAGCUCCAGCUUCAGCGUGAAUCGAAGCACGGUAUUGAGGUCCUGAUCGAACCCGAUGACGGUCCCGGUAUUGGUAUCUACGUCGAGGACUGCGAUGCUAUGGAGGAAACUGAACCCAGUGAGGAUGACUGGGUGUAUGGCGAGCCUCCUCCGUCGCGCUUGCAGUACAAGCCAAUACCAACGGCGUUACCUCCGAUGGCCGUUGGUGCUUGAAUAUACCUUGUGAGUGUUGCCUUUCCAUAACUUCUCGGGGCGUUAUUUUUCGACGUGCUUCGUGUGAUGAUAAACUUCUCAGACCUGUACCGAUCUCCCAAAGGGAAUGCGGAUAUCCUAUAUUGCAUCUUUUUAUCUGAUCUUCUGCAUCGCGUUCAUGAUAAAUAUAAAUAUUCACGCUGACCCUUGCUUUCCACACAGGUCCUUUUCAGCAUUGUCUUUUCCGGGCACUUCAUCUGUAUCAUGGCAUGUGAGUAUCCUGUCUCCGUUAUGUAUCCCCAUUUUGUUCGCGUAGGAUGAGAAACAUUCAGACCUGUUCUGAAACUACAAGAAGAAACCCAAACAUUGCCAAUUGUUCCUUCUGAUGCUCCUUCCAACUUAGCAUUUAUGCUAUACGAACAUCCUAUGCUAAUCUACCUCUUUCAGGGACUGCGCAUCUUUUUCUGUAUUCUCUACUCGGUUGGACAUUGUAUAUUGGCUGGAUUAUCUCUACUGUGCAUUAUGAUUUUACUUUACUCAUUCUCAAUAGCUUUCGCAUUUAUAUAUUGUCAUUAUGUGACGCACGUACACAGAUCUC
Somion occarium is the source of this 1537-nucleotide messenger RNA. The record is from the annotation of a GenBank genome assembly. NCBI's taxonomy places the organism in Eukaryota, Fungi, Basidiomycota, Agaricomycetes, Polyporales, Cerrenaceae.